GGAGACAUUUUAACUUACCGCCGUGAAGGAAAUUACAGCAUAAAUCCAUGGGAGUUAAGAGCGAGAGUAUUUUUGAUUUAUUUACCAAUGAUCAAACACACUUUCACUUAAGACAAAGAGACUGGCCCUUCACUCGCCCCGCCGCCGCCGCCGCCUCCUUCUCCAAGUCACUCCCUUGAACCCCGCCUCCCCGCUUCCCGGCUCCCCUUUUCCCUCCCUCGCCUCCGCCGGCCCACCCUCAUCGCUACGCCUGCUGAAUAUAGGAGAGAGCUGAUCACCUGUGCGUUCAGUGCCAUGCUGAGAACGCUUGUGCUUGCCGGAGUGGUGAGUGUGUGCGGAGGGAGCGCGCUGCGAGGGGCGCCGCGAGGCCGGAUCUUGAGCGGGACUGAGGCCACACCGCUGCAGUUCCCGUUUUUGGUGUUCCUCAGGGUGGGAAAGCCCAACGUGACCUUCGUGUGUGGCGGUAUCCUGCUGGACGUCCAGAGGGUCCUGACCGCCGCGCACUGCCUCGAUGACGUCCAGCAGCCCCAGGACAUCACGGCGGUGGCGGGGGAGCACGACUUUGUGACGGAGGAGGGCGAAGAGCAGACACGUGUGGUGGAGGCGAUGUGGACGCAUAACCACUUCCAAGGAGACCCCAAGUUGGCGGCGGACCUCGCUAUUCUGGAGGUCCUGGAGCCCUUCGUGUUGGCGGGGUCCCUCAAGACGGCGCCCCUGGCAGAUGAGGAGCCCGUGGAUGGGACUGUCUGCACCGCGGCGGGCUGGGGCACCACUGCGGAGUUCGGCGAGGUGUCCCCUGUGCUCCUGACGGCCGAUCUGACGGUGGUUAAGAGGAGCCGGUGCCGGGAGACCAUCGUGACCCACCGCCCCACAGCCAUCGUAGACGAGUCGGUGAUCUGCGCGGGCGGCGACGGAGUUCAUGACACGUGCGAGGGUGACUCUGGAGGGCCUCUGGUGUGCGAGGGCGUGGUGGCGGGGAUGGUGUCCUGGGGCGUGGGGUGCGGCCACUUCGGGGUGCCUGCUGUUUACACCUCCGUGCCACACUGGAGGGACUGGAUCGCCGCCCACCAGAACGCGACGUCUGAUCCUGCGUCACAGCUUCUCAUUCCCACCCAGCAGAACAUGACUUUAACAUAGGCUCCUUCCCUCUCACAACCUCCUCCUUCUUCCAAGCUACCACAAAAUGCACAGAACUUGACUUUACCACACUCUCCUUCGUUAGCCCAACCUCCUCAGUCUCCUCAGCCAACCCAGACGAACAUGACUUUGACAAAUUCUUCUUCUUUCGCUCAAUCGCCUCCUUCUCAGUCUUCUCAAUGGACACAUAAUCUGACUUCAACAUUCUAGUUCUCCCUCUCACCCAUCUCUCUCUUCCCAGGUAUCACAAGAGGAACAGAAUCUGACUUUAACAAACUCUUUUUCCCUUGUCCAAUCUCCUCCUCCUUCCCAGUCACCCAAGUCAACACGGAAUCUGCCUGCAACACACUCUAGUUCUCCCUCUCACCUGUCUCUCUCUUCCCAGGUGUCAAAAGAGGCACAAAAUUUGACUUUAACAAACUCUUCUUCCCUUGCUCCACCUCCUCCUUCUUCCCAGUCACCCAAGUCGACACGGAAUCUGCCUGCAACACACUCUUGUUCUCCCUCUCACCUGUCUCUCUCUUCCCAGGUGUCACAAGAGGAACAAAAUAUGACUUUAACAAACUCUUCUUCCUUUGCACAACCGCCUCCCUCUUCUUACCCGUGACAAACAGCACAUAACAUGACUCCCCUUGCCCAACCUCCUCGAUCUUCCCAACCAACGCAAACGAAGAACCUAACGCCACCACUCUCUCCUUCCCUCUCACAAACGAUUUCCUCUUCCCAGCUUCCACAAAGGGCACAAAAUCUGACUUUAGCGCACUCUCCUUCCCUCUCUCACCCGCCUCCCACUUCAAAGCCAUCACAAACACCACAGAACCUGACUUUAGCGCACUUGACUUCCCUCUUUCAGCCGCUUCCUUCCUCGUAGCAAUCACAAACAGCACAGAACUUGACUUUAGCGCACUUUCCUUCCCUCUCUCAUCCGCCUCCCGCUACAUAGCCAUCACAAACACCACAGAACCUGACUUUAGCGCACUUUCUUUCCCUCUUUCAGCCGCUUCCUUCCUCGUAACCAUCGCAAAUAACACAGAACAUGACUACCACAUUCUCCUUCCGUAACUCCACCAUCUCCUACUGCCUAACCACUUUCAGAACCAUACAACAGCCUCCACUGUAUUAACACCCAUCAGCAGUUUAGUUCAUAUUCUUUAUUUUCGGUGUUUCAAACUUUGCUCAACAGAAUACAAAGAUACAGUAACAUUAGCUUGAGUUUCCCCUGAGAUUUACGUGAGUCUUCGUUUUCUGGUGAGCUGUGUCUUAAGGGUAAACUCCGCUGUGUGGGUUACGCCUCCAGUUGGCAAUGGGCGUCUGUUGUUGAGGAGGCUGAGAAUGGAUUAGAUACUCGGGACUCUGGAAUACGCUGUUAACUAAGACCAGGUUGAUGAAAGACACUAUGAAACACUCUGGAAGGACGCCGACUCCCUUUCAUAAUAAAAUGGGUAACAGAGGUAUAAUAGGAAAUGGGACGUAGGGGUGUUGCAAUGUAGCUACCCAGUGCCUUACAAGUCACCCCCUGUUAACUAAGACCAGGUUGAUGAAAGACGCCAUGAAACACUCUGGAAGGACGCCGACUCCCUUUCAUAAUAAAAUAGGUAGAGGUAUCAUAGGGUGUUGCAAUGUAGCUGCUCACCUAGUUUCCCCACGGCCUAGAUCCCCAGCAGGAGCUUCUAUGCGUUUAUCCGGAACACACGCGGGUUUGUUAUCAAAUUUUUCCUUAUCUAACCCUCAAAUUAACGCAACACAACAUCAGCAACACAGGAAAACAUGGAAAACUAGUGAAUCAAUGUAGCCAGGCCAUAAACAAAGCCUGGUGUUGCAUAGAACGGGUUAAAAUAGAGAUAAUGAAGAGAAGGGUUAUGGCAACACUGGGACCCCUCACACUCCCGGCCCAUUAGCAUCAUAUAGCGUUGGUUUCGUAAGUGUAACGUUUUCUGUGUGUCAAAUAAACUUCAUCUAACCA
Eriocheir sinensis (Chinese mitten crab) is the source of this 3100-nucleotide messenger RNA. Its product is annotated as trypsin-1-like. Gene Ontology annotation, molecular function: serine-type endopeptidase activity. The transcript is spliced from 7 exons. NCBI's taxonomy places the organism in Eukaryota, Metazoa, Arthropoda, Malacostraca, Decapoda, Varunidae. The coding region runs from base 295 to 1137 and encodes 280 amino acids. The record is from RefSeq and is a predicted model, not a curated record. Gene Ontology annotation, biological process: proteolysis.